This is a messenger RNA of Danaus plexippus (monarch butterfly), 2960 nucleotides long. It is a transcript of the gene NGR-A30, whose product is annotated as cardioacceleratory peptide receptor-like. Bases 352 to 1611 code for a protein of 419 amino acids. Lineage: Eukaryota; Metazoa; Arthropoda; Insecta; Lepidoptera; Nymphalidae. Gene Ontology annotation, molecular function: vasopressin receptor activity. The transcript has 11 exons. Gene Ontology annotation, cellular component: membrane. The record is from RefSeq and is a predicted model, not a curated record. Gene Ontology annotation, biological process: G protein-coupled receptor signaling pathway.
UACGAACAAAUAUAUACUCUAUGUUGGAGCUGCAUGGGUUAUAAUCGGGUGUGGUAAAAAAAAGCUCGUGCGUACCGCGGCCGGAAUGUCUUUCAGUUUUCGUGAUCAAGUUAUUUCAAAUUCGACUUCCACACGCGUCGGACGCCCUCGCCGCCCAUAUUCUGUAACAUCAUAAGUUUUCCGAAACUGUUUCUCGUAAACUUCGAAAAAAAUAUUGUUUAUUUAAAUCAAGUAGAUUUGUGAGUUACCGUGUUUAACAUCCAUUAAGACAGUGUACAAUUGUGUUAUAUUUUGUUGGUAUGAUUCAUAAACGAAUUAUUUUUCGAGGUAAAAAGAUGUGAAACUGUGGCCAUGGAAGACGGCUGUGGAGACUGCGGCCUGGGAGCGGCUCUGAACGACACGGGAUAUUACAAUGAGACAAGAAAUGUCACAGCCAUCGAUAAGUUUUAUUUUUAUCAGAGUGCUCAAGUGGCUGUGCUGUGGGUGUUGUUGGUAGCGAUCGUGGCAGGAAACGCCACGGUGGUGUUGGCGCUGUGUUUGACGAAAUCUCGUAAAAGUAGAAUGAACUUCUUCAUCAUGCAGCUGGCUGUAGCAGAUUUAUGGGUGGGACUGAUAAGUGUUCUACCAGAUUUAAUUCAGCGCAUAACAAUUUCAUGGUUAGCUGGAUCUGUGGUCUGCAAGCUGAUGAAGUAUUUACAGGGUGUCGUAACGUAUUCCUCUACCUACGUGCUGGUCGCUCUCAGCGUGGACAGAUGCGAUGCUAUCACACAUCCAAUGAACUUCACCGGAAGCUGGCGGAGAGCGCGGGCGCUUGUAGUCGGCGCAUGGUUUCUUAGUUUCCUGUUUUGCGCUCCGAUGUUGUUUUUAUUUGACGAAGCUGACAUAGAAGGAACCCCUCAAUGCUGGUCGUCCAUUAAUGAGCUUCAGUGGCGUAUCUGGAUGACGAGCGUGUUCCUGUCCCUGUUUGUGGCGCCCGCAGUCACCAUCUCCGCGUGUUAUGGUGUCAUCGUCGUAACCAUCAGGCAGAAGAGUCACAGGGUACUCGGGAAAAGAACUGCCGCCAGGCAAUAUAGUGACGACCUUGACAGUCGACGAGCUAGCAGCCGCGGGAUAAUACCAAAAGCGAAAAUAAAGACUGUCAAGAUGACCUUCGUGAUUGUAUUCGUGUUCGUGCUGUGCUGGUCUCCUUAUAUGAUAUUCGACCUGCUGCAAGUGUACGGCUACGUCCCGGACACUCAGGCCAACAUAGCCAUCGCCUCUCUCAUCCAAAGCCUCGCACCGCUGAACUCGGCCGCUAACCCAGUUAUUUAUUUCAUAUUCUCCAAUAGAAUAUUUAUUAGUCUACGGAACAUUCCUCCCUACAAGUGGCUCUGGUGUUGGAUGAAGACCGGUGAAACAACGACCGAGUCCAAAGCCCACACUGAACUCCUCACCUCCUCACACCGAAAAACAAGACACGACCUCACGAUCCGAGUUAAAAAUGACAGCUUGAGGGAGCAGAAGCAGAGGCUUCAUCAGUGUAACAGUUCCCGGAAGGUUCGUCUCCACCUGCCGGGACAGGCCAUCAACAAUAACGUGCCACAAGCACGACGUGCUGACACCUUCUUAUAAUUAUACUGUAUACAAUAAGGCCACCGAGAAGAGAUAUAAUUUAUAAACAAACUUUAAGCGGUUUAAUACGAAUCCAAAAAAUCUCAAGAUAAAAAUAAAAACAAUACGAUAACUCAGUUUUCAUGGCUCUCAUUAAAAGGUAUUGAUGUUUGUUUUGGAAACAGAUUAAUAUAAAGUUUAAAUUCCAAAAUUAAAAUAUAUACCGUCCUUGAUAGAUGAUCUUUUUUUAUAUUUUUACUUUGAUAUGUAAAGCAAAUAAUGCUAGUGCAAAUCCAAAGUCGUUUGUAAGAUAGAAUCAUUCGUGUUUGUCGUGUAACAAGUCACCUUUUUUGGUUAUUUUUUAUGAGGAAGGGACACAAGGGUGGAGAAAAAAAAUAGACAAAACUCUAACAUUGUAAAUCAUUCACUUUAGUCUUCAUAAGACGACUUUAUAUCUGUUGUAUGAAUGUAUAUAAUUAUAUUUAGAAUAAAAAAGGCAUGUUUUGUACUUAACUUUCAUACGAUUCAACGCUAUACAGCCGUAUGAGUAUACAAUUUUAUAAGGUCGUUGUUUUAUUGUAUGUGUUCGUAACAUAAAAGACAACUUCCCGAUCAAGGAAGUUUGUUAUCAGAACAUGAAAACUACGAAAUGAACACUCACCAAAGAAAUGUCUUAGUUAAUCGUUUUGUAAUGUGCAUGUCAACGUAAUGUUUUACUUAAAGUAAAUUAAACAUAAUACAGGGAUUAAGAAGUCAUUACAGCCGUUUACGCUGCGAGCGAGGGAGAUCUCUUGUACCAAAAUAUGUAAACGAAAUUAAAUUAUUUGAAUUAUAUGAAUAAGUAUUUAAGACCUUAGAUUUACUGGUUUAAUGACAGUGUUUCAAAUAUUUCUGUAUUAAUUUCUAGUGAGGCUCAAAGAAAACUUGAAGUGUACAUUACGAAGAGUAAGAUUUCAUUAGCACGUAUUGUAAAAUUUUCAACUGUUUAUAAAAAAAAAUAUUUUCAAACCGUCGAUGUUAAGUAUUCGAUUGAAGCAACUAUCAAUGGUUACUAUAACGCACACUAGCCUCCACACUCUGAUCUUGUAAAGGCGGUUACAGACUCUGUCUAGUAUAAAAUGUUCAAUGAUUUCUUCGUCUUCUCUGUACACUUGUUACGAUCUUAAUAUAAAGACAUAAUAAAGACAUUCUUAAGUGUACGUAUAGAUGUUAGUCUGCAAAACAAACGCGCCAAAUGACGAGUUAAACUCAGGUCAUUUCGAAUAUGUCAUUUUAAAUGUUGAUUGAAUUUAUUAGGAUAUGAAUUCAUAACAUAACAUUUUUAUUUUAUACUAUUUUUAAGAUUAUUUAAUAAAUGUACGAAAUUGUGA